AAUAAACUGAUCCAAAAUCAAAACAAACCCCAACAAUUGCCUCUACUUUCGUACGGAGAGGAUUAUUUUUUAAAAAUAAAUAUCCAAAAUGCACGAUAUUAUCAUUCAAACAGUGUCCGAGCAGGAUUUUACAGAGGCCAUUUUCCUGCUUAUCGAUUACAUCGUCGAGGUGCCCCGGCAAAGCCAGCAGUGUCGCGACCGUUUGGCCCAGCUGCUCGGUCAUGCCACCUCCAGCGAUGAGCUGAAACACACGCUGAAGUUGUUUGAAGCGCUCGUUCGCAAAUACUGCAUCGGUGAGGUGGAUGAAGUGCGGCUCCGCUCACAUCUGGCCCAGCUUUCCCCGAACCGGCAGGACCGGGUGGUGGAAAUAGUGAACCUUCGUCGACCGGAAAUAGCACGCCGAUUGAUCGACGAGGUGAACCGGCGGGAAGGAGGUGUACCGCUGGUCGAAUCGUUCGACUGGAACGUUAGCUGGAUUAUGGGAAGUAGCAGUUUGGCGUCACACCGCAAACAGCUGUGCACGGUAGCACUUGCCUGCCGGGAUGGUGCAGCAAAGCCACACACGAUCAGCUUCGAAAUGGGUCGAGAGCAGGUGGAGCAGGUAAUACGGGAGAUCGAGACGGUUGUUGGAUGAUUGAAUUUGUGAGUAUGACUAACAACGGAAGCCAGUUUAACAAAGUUUCCCCAAUGCUUUACAAUAGCUGUAUCCCGAGGUUUGCUUUUCAAAUUAAAUUCCUAUCAAGUUACUCUUCUAAAUUUGUCAUUGGAGUGCUAAAGUUUAAUUUUAAUCGAAUAAAAUAUGUAAUUAAGUUAGCCUCUUUCA
Messenger RNA from Anopheles arabiensis, 823 nucleotides. RefSeq lists its product as uncharacterized. NCBI's taxonomy places the organism in Eukaryota, Metazoa, Arthropoda, Insecta, Diptera, Culicidae. The record is from RefSeq and is a predicted model, not a curated record. The transcript is spliced from 2 exons. The coding region runs from base 89 to 634 and encodes 181 amino acids.